Molecule: messenger RNA, 2908 nt
Organism: Asparagus officinalis (garden asparagus)
Lineage: Eukaryota; Viridiplantae; Streptophyta; Magnoliopsida; Asparagales; Asparagaceae
Product: cation-chloride cotransporter 1
Exons: 14
Coding region: 230-2899 (889 amino acids)
Biological process (GO): transmembrane transport; monoatomic ion transport
Cellular component (GO): membrane
Molecular function (GO): chloride:monoatomic cation symporter activity
Source: RefSeq, a predicted model, not a curated record
AAAAGACAACUUUCUCAUUUUUACGAUAUCACCUCCCUCUUUCUCCCAUCGCGAUCCGCGAGUUCUUCUCUCGUAUCAUUAUCUCUCUCCCACCUCCAUCUUUAGAUCGGAUCCAUUAAGCAUCCGAUCCAUUUACCGCCUCUCUCUCUCUGAGCUCAAAACCCUAGCGAUCUGGCUCCGAUCUGAACGAUUUGGAUCUCUGAAUUACUUAUUCGUUAAAUACCUGAUCAUGGAUAUUGGGGAAAUUGAGAGCACAGAUGAGGAAAUGCCUGCACAUACAGGACGACAGUAUAGUCCGGUGACAUUGCAUGAUCGACCAGUUAUCGAAAUGUCCUCACUGGAGGCUGGAACUUCUUCAGAAACUUCACUGAAGAAUGUUAAAGUGAGGUCUAAUCUAGAAAGUACUGCCAAUGGAAUGGAGUCUCAUACUCGUGGUGGACCUGGUGGAUCUCAAACAGAAUCAAAAUUGGAGUUGUUUGGUUUUGAUUCACUUGUCAAUAUAUUGGGCCUUAAAAGUAUGACAGGGGAACAAAUUCCAGCACCUUCUAGUCCCAGAGAAGGCGAGGAUGUAUCUAUAACUCUUGGGCGCCCCAAGGAAACUGGUCCAAAGAUGGGGACUAUGAUGGGUGUGUUUGUACCAUGCUUGCAGAAUAUUUUGGGUAUUAUCUACUAUAUCCGUUUUUCUUGGAUUGUGGGUAUGGCUGGCAUUGGCGAUUCACUCAUGCUGGUUGCUUUUUGUGGCUCUUGCACAUUUUUGACAGCAAUAUCUUUAAGUGCAAUUGCAACUAAUGGAGCGAUGAAGGGUGGUGGUCCUUAUUAUCUCAUUGGUCGAGCCCUUGGUCCGGAAGUUGGUGUUAGCAUUGGAUUGUGCUUCUUCCUUGGGAACGCUGUUGCUGGAGCUAUGUAUGUCCUGGGAGCGAUAGAAACCUUUUUAGAUGCUGUACCAAAUGCUGGAUUCUUUAAAGAAAGCGUCACUAUUGUCAGCAAUGCCACAAUGAAUGGCACAACUGCAACAACUGUGUCAACUCCAAGCUUACACGAUCUGCAAAUUUACGGGGUUAUUGUGACCAUCCUUCUCUGUUUCAUUGUAUUUGGAGGUGUGAAAAUGAUCAAUAAAGUUGCACCAGCGUUCUUAAUUCCCGUGCUGUUUUCUCUGUUCUGCAUAUUCAUUGGGGUUUUUGUAGCUCCAAGAAGUAAUGCUUCCAGUGGAGUUACAGGAUUGAAAUUGGGCACAUUCAGAGACAACUGGGGCUCAGGUUAUCAGCGGACUACAAAUGCUGGGGUACCUGAUCUUAUGGGACCAAUUAAUUGGAGUUUCAAUGAUUUGGUAGGUCUCUUCUUUCCAGCUGUAACCGGAAUUAUGGCGGGUUCAAAUAGAUCUGCAUCGUUGAAGGACACACAGCGUUCUAUACCAGUGGGAACACUCGCUGCAACCCUGACAACCUCUUGUUUAUAUAUUAUAUCAGUAUUGCUAUUUGGAGCUAUGGCUACUAGAGAAGAGCUAUUGGCUAACAGGCUCCUUACUGCGGAAGUGGCUUGGCCUGUUCCAGCAGUCAUUUAUGUUGGGAUCAUUCUCUCUACUUUAGGUGCAGCACUUCAGAGUUUGACGGGUGCUCCACGCUUGCUGGCAGCAAUAGCAAAUGAUGACAUUCUUCCUGUUCUUAAAUAUUUUAGAGUCUCUGAAGGGGGUGAGCCUCAUCUGGCCACUUUAUUUACAGCCUUCAUCUGUAUUUGUUGUGUCAUUAUCGGGAAUCUGGAUCUAAUCACACCAACUAUAACUAUGUUCUUCCUUCUAUGCUAUGCUGGUGUGAACUUAUCUUGUUUCCUCCUUGACCUCCUGGAUGCUCCUAGUUGGCGUCCUCGCUGGAAGUUUCACCACUGGAGUCUUUCACUUAUCGGAGCAUUGUUAUGCAUUGUGAUCAUGUUCCUGAUCUCAUGGUCUUUCACUGUGAUAUCCCUGGCCCUUGCUAGCCUUAUAUACUACUAUGUGAGCUUAAAAGGGAAGGCGGGAGAUUGGGGUGAUGGCUUUAAGAGUGCAUACUUUCAGUUGGCACUACGGAGCCUUCGGUCAUUGGGCGCAAACCAAGUACACCCUAAAAACUGGUACCCGAUACCCCUCGUCUUUUGCCGUCCAUGGGGAAAGCUACCAGAAAAUGUCCCCUGCCAUCCAAAGCUUGCUGACUUUGCGAAUUGCAUGAAGAAGAAAGGCCGUGGUAUGUCAAUAUUCGCCUCAAUAAUUGACGGAGACUACCACGUACUUGCCGAGGAUGCCAAGAUCGCCUGCCGGCAGCUUGACACUUAUAUAGACUACAAAAGGUGCGAAGGUGUGGCCGAGAUCAUCGUAGCCCCAAAUAUGUCCGAGGGAUUCCGUGGCAUUGUGCAAACUAUGGGCCUUGGCAACCUCAAGCCCAAUAUUGUUGUCAUGAGGUAUCCAGAGAUUUGGCGCAGAGAAAAUCUCUCUCAGAUUCCAUCAACUUUCGUUAGUAUAAUUAACGACUGCAUUAUUGCCAACAAGGCGGUUGUAAUUGUUAAAGGUCUGGAUGAAUGGCCUGGUGAGUAUCAGAGACAGUAUGGAACUAUCGACCUAUAUUGGAUAGUACGAGAUGGGGGUCUGAUGCUCCUCUUAUCUCAGCUUCUUCUCACAAAAGCAAGCUUUGAGAGUUGCAAGAUACAGGUAUUCUGCAUUGCUGAAGAGGAUACAGAAGCUGAGGAGUUGAAGGCGGAUGUGAAGAAAUUCCUUUAUGAUCUCAGAAUGCAAGCUGAGGUGAUUGUUGUGACAAUUAAAUCAUGGGAGGCCCAUGUCGAAGAGGGUCAUCAGCAGGAAGAAUCAAUGGCGGCAUUCACAAAUGCGCAAAGAGAAUUUUCGUAUCUUGCAGAGAUGAAGGAGACUGCUAGUUAGAGAAGGGAA